GAAUGUCAAUGUCGAUUAUUUCAGCAGUGAUGUUUUUCGUGCACCAGGAUCUAUUUAAAUAUAAUUAGAUUGAUCUUGACUGGCUUCAGUUUUCAUAAUUCCUUGAAGUUUUAAUUUGAAGAACAUUGUGCGUGCUCUUUGAAGUCUGGUGGAACCGUGCAAAUGUUUAUUUUUAUAUAAACUGCAUUCUUAUUCAAUAUAAAUCUGAUCAGUUAUCAGAAUAUAUCAGUGUCAAGCUUACAUAAACAUUAGAACGAUGGCUAACAAUCGCAAUAAAUAUGAGAAAGCUCGAAGACGUUUAUCAGCUGUAACAUUUCUAUCAAAUAUAUCAUUAGAUGGGAAGAUGAGAGACCCGGAGUUGGUUCAUGUAAUUGAAAAAACACCGAAAAAAGACAAAAUUGAGUCAGCUUCUAAGGCUAUUGAUAUUGUCAAAGACACUGCUUUACGAAACAGUGUCCGACACAAGAAUAAGGCGUCAAAUUCGAGCCCGGUCCACCGCCUAGGGGCCGACAAUCAUUCUGUAAGCUCAGACUCAGAACACACCAAUACUAUAACACCUGUGAAGGGUGUAAAUACUUCUUUCAUCAGGGAGAGAUGUUCUUCGGGAACAACAGAAUCAUUUAAGGAAAAGCAUGGCUCAUCUAGAUCUAGGAAACCUCACCUUGUUACCCUUACUGGUUCUAAUGCAGAUGAUAAAAGCAGUUCAGAAAGCCUUAACUUUGGCAAGUUUAGGACCAGUAACACUUGUAUCCCCGAACACCAUGCAUUAACAAAAGAGGUCCGCAUGGUAAGACCAAGUAAAGGAGUUUCUUUCAGGGAUGAGAGACUGGCAAUAGCACCAGGACAGGGUGCCCCUUGUGUUAUAUUCAGUACUAUACCAUACUCUAAGACUGUCCGCAAUGCACGUUCUGAUCUAAGAAAAGAUGGUGUUAGAAGGAGGAACACAUCAGGGCCAAGACCACUGUCAUCCAUUACUGACAAUGGUAUGGAUCCCUUUGACCUUCUUGGUUUGGAAAAGGAAGAAAAUGGCCAGGAAAUUUCAUAUUCUAAACUGUUGGUGCCAUCAAAAGUAUGUACUAGGGAGCAGUAUAAAAAAAUGUAUGAAGGUGACUUUACUGAGAAGUCUAAUUGGAAAGUGGUAAACAGACACCCCCAUGUGAUUGCAAGGACUAAGUUAUUGACGAGGCACAAGGAUAAAAAAUGGUGUUUUUCUUACGAAUCGUCUCAGAGGACUGCAAUACCAUCAUCUCCACCACACUCUUCGGUUGAUAUGAAAACAUUUGACUGGGACGAAGGGACAUUACUAUCGCAAAAAUAUGUUCAAUACUGCCCCAAUGUGCUAGACGACCCAGAGCUCAUAGCAGGCAAGCACAGAACACUUCUGACGUUCACAUCCUACAUGACGUCUAUUAUUGACUACGUGCGACCCCAAGACCUCAAAAAGGAACUCAAUGAUAAGUUCAGGGAGAAGUUCCCACAUAUAAAAUUGACUCUCAGUAAAUUGAGAAGCAUCAAGAAAGAAAUGCGUAAGAUUGCGAAACACGACAGUGGUGGAGUUGAUUUAUUGUCAGUCGCCCAGGCGUAUGUUUACUUUGAGAAAUUGAUUCUCGCAAAUCUCAUUAACAAAGACAAUAGGAAAUUAUGUGCUGGGGCGUGUUUACUGUUGUCUGCGAAACUCAAUGACGUGAAAGGAGAAGCUUUGAAGUCGCUAAUAGAGCGCAUCGAAACCACGUUUAGAGUAAAUAGGAAAGAUUUGCUGCGGUUCGAAUUCGCAGUGCUGGUGGCGCUGGAGUUUGGUCUGCACGUGCCUCCCUACGAGGUGUUCCCCCACUACCAGAGAUUGCUCCACGAUUCGUGACCUUGGCGCAGACUGGCCUUCGAGCCAUGUAUACGCGUGUGUCACAGAAGACGUGCCACCAUCGUAGACAAUCUAAGAGCUAGUGCCUGGAUGUAAAGUGUUCAUUGAUAUUAAAACAAUGUUAAAAACAUUUUUGAGAUAAAGUGAAGCUGUUAAACUAGGCGAAAUGGAAAAUUACUAACAUAAUAUUCUUAUGAAAUUAAGUACAGCUUUCUUUCUCACAGAGUAUGUAAACGCGGCGACCAAAAAAGGCGAAAUAACAGAUAAUAAAAUGCUUGGAGUAGCUAGUCUCUUAUGCUAUAGAGACUCUAACUUAGAAUCUAAUCAAACCACAUUGUGGAGUUUCAAGUUAAUGCAGCUAAGAUAAAUCUUUGCGAAUAUUUUGUACAGCUUAGUGUUUAUGUAAUUUGUAGAAAGUAGAAACAUUAGGUAACUUGGUAAUUAAAAUAAUUUCACUUAAAUUACAUCGAAAUUAUGCUAACCUAGCCUUAAGAUUGUUUACUAGAAUACAGGUCCAUUAAAAUCUAGUACAUAUUUUGUCAUAGAUAGUAAAAUGUAAGUAGUUCAAAUUGAAACUAAUUGAAAUGGUUAUACCAGCUAUUAUAAUAUGUGAAUAAAAAUAUUUUAUUAAUAGUUUAGAAAUAAUUAUGAAUUAAAUAAUAAUAUUUUCAAAAAAUAUUCCUAUUAUGCAACGACACUAUGUGCUCCUCCUAAUUGACUAGUCACGGCAUCGUAAUGCUCGUUUUAUUUUAAUGUAACGUAUAAUGUAAUAUAUAUAAUGUUAAUUAACUCAUCGGCCCCAAUAUAAAUAAUAAUUGCAAUUAGAUUAAAAUUGUUUAAAGGGCCUCUGCGAGUUGGCUUCGGCUCCUCGUACGCCUUCCCAAAGUCCGGGACCCUGUGGUCCCGUGAAUGGAAAGGACACAUUGAAAAUUGUAAGUUUUGUAUUACGAAAGAAAUUGAUAAUAUUUACUCAACACUUAAAGUGUAAAGUUGACUUGUUGAUUGAAUAAUCAUGAUUAGUUGAAUACUCACCGGAUAAUGUUGCUCAAUCAACUGUUAUGUAACAUUAGCUUACUGUAAAUACAGUAUUAAAUAAGUAAAAUAGAAAAUAUUCAUCUUGCGAUGCCCAGGCGCUGCUUCAAAUUUUUAGAGCCGGCGCUCACUGCCGGCAUGGCACGGCAGAUUGUGCUACGGUCUGCCAUGAUCGCUGCAGAAGUGACAACCUUAUUUCAACUGUCUUAGCUAUCAUAAUUCCUCGACACAAAAUUACCCUUACGUCUCGCGAAUUGCAAUGGCAUCGUGGUACCGAAAUGAAGUAAUAUGAACACUAAGUGCAUUGAAAUAUGAUUGAAAAUUACUUAUUUAGUAUAAUCGAAAAUAACUUGAUUAACGUGCCGUGCCGUUAAUGAGCACUGGCCCUUAUUGUACAUAUUUGAUCCUUCUAUCUCUAGCAUCCACACCUCGCCAUCUUAGUUAAAUAUUGUAAUGUUAUAAAUUGUAUUAUAGCCAAAUAUUGCAGCUGUGAUAUGAACACAUGUAUUUAUCUAUCUAAAUAAGCUAAGCUAAGUAAAUAGUGGUCACGUCGGAAGUUAUUUAUUUUCGUUACAUUUGAGCUAGAGUACGAAACACAUAGGUGUAAGUGUUAUCUUAUUUUUAUUAUAAGUACCUAAAUGGUGUGCAAUCUAAUGUUUGUUUUAAUAAAUUCUUGAAAAGAU
Spodoptera frugiperda (fall armyworm) is the source of this 3573-nucleotide messenger RNA. RefSeq names its product CDK5 and ABL1 enzyme substrate 2. Lineage: Eukaryota; Metazoa; Arthropoda; Insecta; Lepidoptera; Noctuidae. The coding region runs from base 257 to 1858 and encodes 533 amino acids. The transcript has 9 exons. The record is from RefSeq and is a predicted model, not a curated record. Gene Ontology annotation, biological process: regulation of cell cycle.